This is a messenger RNA of Coffea eugenioides, 1002 nucleotides long. RefSeq names its product probable protein S-acyltransferase 7. Bases 1 to 1002 code for a protein of 333 amino acids. NCBI's taxonomy places the organism in Eukaryota, Viridiplantae, Streptophyta, Magnoliopsida, Gentianales, Rubiaceae. Gene Ontology annotation, cellular component: Golgi apparatus; endoplasmic reticulum. The record is from RefSeq and is a predicted model, not a curated record. The transcript has 5 exons. Gene Ontology annotation, molecular function: protein-cysteine S-palmitoyltransferase activity. Gene Ontology annotation, biological process: protein targeting to membrane; peptidyl-L-cysteine S-palmitoylation.
AUGGCGAGUGAAGAGAAAGAGGGCAGCCUAAAUUUUUCAGUCGCUCAAGCUAUCGAUAAUUCUGCCUCAUUAGAAAUUGAUCAACCUACAGAAAGUACUAUGUCAUCAGGAAAGAAGGUAGAUAAGAAUUCUGAAGUAUUCUUUUUCAAGGGGAGACUGAUUUGUGGUCCGGAUCCAAAAGGGCUGAUUUUAUCUGCCAUUGCUAUUAGUCUAUCAAGUUGGACAUUUGCGGUUCAUGUUGCAAGUGACAUAAGGAAUCCGGCCAUCAUCGUAACAUCUUCAAUUUUGACAACAAUUGUUAGAUUGCCCUCAAUGCAGGUUCUUGUGAACUUGGUAUUUGUCAGUACCAUUGAUCCUGGUAUAAUUCCUAGAAACGAUCAGUGUUCAUCAGUUGAAUUGGGAACAAUUGAUGCUGGUAAACGCAGAAGGAGAUCAAGGGCAGUUGUCAUAAAUGGGAUAGAGGUGAAGUUGAAGUAUUGUAACAUUUGUAACAUUUAUCGUCCACCAAGAACUUGUCAUUGUGCAACUUGUAACAAUUGCAUCCAACAAUUCGAUCACCAUUGCACCUGGAUCGGGCAUUGUGUGGGACUGAGGAAUUAUCGGCUUCAUGUAACGUUUCUAUUGACAGGAUUGCUCUUGUUUGCCUUCAUAUUUAUCUUCUCAUGCAAACCACUACAUCACAAAUUGCCCGGAGAUGGAAAUGGGUUGAUUGGAUUGCUAAGAAAUGACCCGGAGACAGUGGCAUUGACAUUAUUCAGUUUUGUAGCCAUGUGCUUUCUUGCUGGCUUUUCUUGUUAUCAUGUUUAUCUAAUUGCUAUAAACCAGACAUCUUAUGAGCAUUUUCACCAAAAGUAUGUGAGCUCUGGAAACCCCUAUGACAAAGGAAUCCUAAACAACAUUAAGGAGGCUCUACUUGCUUCACAACCACCCUCUAGAGUCAACUUUCGAGCAGAUGUGGAGCCUGGAUGGUUUGGUGGAUUAAGUGAUAUUAGCAUCAAAUGA